Messenger RNA from Adineta ricciae, 1335 nucleotides. Lineage: Eukaryota; Metazoa; Rotifera; Eurotatoria; Adinetida; Adinetidae. The record is from the annotation of a GenBank genome assembly.
AUGGUUCGUCUGGUCACUAUUUGUAUUGCAUUGUUUCUAUUCGCGUCUGCGUGGUCAUCAACAAUAAAUGCAGACGGAGCGUCCAAACGUUUAUUAGUUCUCUUGGAUAAUUUGGGCAUACGAGAAUCACAUUCGUUUUACUUCAAACAAUUAACUGAUCGUGGAUUCGACAUUACAUAUAAAUCAUCCGAUGAUAGCAAUCUUCAAAUUGUCAAAUAUGGCGAGUAUCUCUAUGAAAACGUCAUCAUCUUUGCACCUACAACCAAAGAAUUUGGUGGCCAUUUGGAUUCAGAAACCCUAACGCAAUUCGUUGAUGCUGGUGGUAAUGUGCUUGUUGCUGGUAGUAACACAAUCGGUGACGCUAUUCGUGAAUUUGCCGGUGAAUGUGGUAUUGAAUUCGCUGAUGAUAAGAGUGCAGUGAUUGAUCAUUUAAAUUACGAUACGAAUGAUAAUGGACAACACACAUUGAUCGUUGCUAGUCCAGAUAACCUUCUUCCCGCAGAAAUUAUUGUUGGUCAAUCAAAGAAGAAUGGUUUACCAUUUCUCUUUCGGGGCAUUGGCAUGUCAUCUGAUCAAGACAAUCCAUUACUGCUUGAUAUUCUAACUGGCUCAUCAAGUUCAUAUACUGCAAAUCCUGAAGAGGCAACUUUAAAUGAAUAUCCAGCCACUGUGGGUAAACGAACAUUAUUGAUUUCAGUUCUUCAAGCACGUAACAACGCACGUGUUGGUUUUGUUGGCUCAUUGGAUUUCUUCAGCAAUGACUUCUUCCAAAGCUCUAUUCAAACAAAUAACGGAAAAAAACAUGCUAAAUCGGGCAAUCAAGAUUUAGCUGUGGCUUUAACUGACUGGGUAUUCAAACAACGUGGUGUUUUACGUGCCAGAAACGUUCGUCAUUACUUAAAGAGUGAUAAAUCAACUCCACGAUUCUACACAGUUAAAAACGAUAUUGUAUUCAGUGUCCAAUUUGAUGAAUUCGUACAUGGAAAAUGGAUGCCAUUUAACGGAACUGAUGUUCAAUUAGAAUUUGUUCGCAUUGAUCCAUUUGUCCGAACAACAAUGAAAAAUAAAGGCGGUCAACUCGAAGCUCAAUUCCGUGUUCCAGAUACUUAUGGUAUCUUUAAAUUUGUCAUUGACUACAAUCGUGUUGGCUAUACACAUUUAUAUUCGGCUACUCAAGUUUCUGUCCAUCCUUUACGUCAUACUGAAUAUGAACGUUUCAUCGGCUCAGCCUAUCCAUAUUAUAUUUCAUCCUUUUCAAUGAUGGUUGGUGCAUUCCUUCUCAGUUUCAUCGUACUCUAUCAUCGGGAUGAGAUACCAAAGAAGAAAGCCGAAUAA